AUGAAGGCAGAAGCCAUUGUCAUGGAUGUGCUUGCCCCUGCCUCUGUUGAAGAUUGCUUGAAAGUCCUCAGAAAACCACUGAAUGAGCAACGAGAGGCAACAACCAAAGCCCACACGCCAUUCUUCUCAGUGGCUUCAGAUGCCUCCAGUCAUGGGACCACCAAGCUAUUCCCACUGUCAGUGCGUUACUGGACGCCAGACUUGGGAGUACAAACGAAGGUCCUUGAUUUCUAUGAUGACAGUGAUGAAACAUCUGCCGCGAUCAACAACCAGAUAGUCACCAAGCUGGAGGAAAACGGACUGGGAUUAGACAUGUUAUCUGCAUAUUCCGCUGACAGUGCUAGUCUGAAUUACGGGAGAUACAACUCUGUCUUCCAGAAACUAAAAGAGAACAACAAUUGCAUUUUGAAGGGAAACUGUGUGGCCCACAUCGUUCACAACAGUGCAAAACACGCAGGAGAUCGGCUAAAUAUUGACAUUGAAAAUGUCUUCAACAAGACCUUUAGCCACUUCUCCUCAUCUGCCAAACGCAUUGAGGAACUUAAGUCAAUUCACACCUUUGUGGAGAUAGAGUACCAGUCCCUGCUUAGACAUGUGCCCACAAGAUGGCUGAGCUUGUGGCCUGCUGUGAAGAGGCUUCACGACAGCGGGGCUCCUAUCAAGACCUACUUUCUCUCAUUGGGAGAGGACCAGUGCCCAAAGUCACUAUGGCGGCUGUUCAAGGAUGACCAAGAUGGUGAAGGCAACCCCCUUGAUCUACAGGUUUACCUGUCCUUCCUUCUGCCUUUACUAACAUGCAAGUUCACCAUCCUUCCUCCCCCUUCUCAUUCCGUGAACCUCUGUUCCUGUGGUGUUGAGCAACUACAAUUCCUGUUAAUCCUAUAAUUUUAUAUUAUAAUUUAUUUAAAGUGAAUAAAUUGU
Micropterus salmoides (largemouth bass) is the source of this 921-nucleotide messenger RNA. RefSeq lists its product as uncharacterized. NCBI's taxonomy places the organism in Eukaryota, Metazoa, Chordata, Actinopteri, Centrarchiformes, Centrarchidae. Bases 1 to 885 code for a protein of 294 amino acids. The transcript is spliced from 3 exons. The record is from RefSeq and is a predicted model, not a curated record.